Messenger RNA from Sapajus apella (tufted capuchin), 964 nucleotides. RefSeq names its product SH2 domain-containing adapter protein D-like. Lineage: Eukaryota; Metazoa; Chordata; Mammalia; Primates; Cebidae. The transcript is spliced from 2 exons. Bases 477 to 716 code for a protein of 79 amino acids. The record is from RefSeq and is a predicted model, not a curated record.
CCGCGGCUGGUGGGAACCUGGCCUUGCUCUCGAGCGCCUCCUCCCCAGCGUCCCACCUCCCAGCCGCCCGCUGGCGGCGGCGUGGAAAGGCUCUCCGAAAGCGUGAAAGGGGAUUGAAGAAGGUUCUUAUUUAUCUUUGUGCGGGUGGCUGGGGCCGGAUCGAGGCGGCCCUGCUGGUGGCCCCGGGAUUGGGGCUCCCCGCUGAGUCGAGAGGAGCGCGACAAAGGAUGCUUCCCGCCGGGGUCACCGUCUCGGCGCCCCAACUUUGAGCGCGGCGCCCGCGCGCCUGGGGAGCCCGCCAGCUGCGCUGAGAUCCCCGGCGUCCAGGCUGGGCAAGGGGCCGGGAGCGUCUGUAGGCGGCGCUGGCCCAGAUCUCCGGAACCCAGGAAGGGGUCCCCGAGCUUUGCGGAGGCGGCGGGCGGCCGAGCCGCGCCAGGGAACCGCGCUGCCCUCGGAAACUCCGCGCCUCUCUGCGGAUGCCCCUCGCCCUGACCCCCAGCGAGACGCGUUCAGGGCCCUGCGGGGCGCCCCUUUCCUCGCGGUGCUUCCCCAACCUGACUAAGCCGCCCACCCCGGACUACACCGAGAGCGACAUCCUGAGGGCCUACCCGGAGCAGAAGAGCCUGGACUUCAAGGAUCCCUAUGAGGACGGCGGAGAGCCGCUUGGAGCUGGACCCCGCGGGCCCAGGGGACUUCAAGAACCCAAGAGAUGCUAAGUAUGGCUCUCCCAAGCACCGGCUCAUCAAGGUCGAGGCUGCGUAUAUGGCCAGAGCCAAGGCCCUUCUGCGCGGCCCCGGGGAGGAGGUGCGUGGCUGGGUGGCCCCAGGAGACUGGGUGGAGAGGAGGCUCAGGUUGGGCUCCCUGGAUCGUGGAGAGCUUGUUUUAUGUGUGAUCACAGAGGGGCCGGGGGCACCAGACAGGCCCUUCCCAGUCCUCCACCUGCUUGGGGAGGUCUGUUCUUUUU